Aspergillus oryzae RIB40 is the source of this 1302-nucleotide messenger RNA. RefSeq lists its product as uncharacterized. The transcript is spliced from 5 exons. Gene Ontology annotation, biological process: glycolipid biosynthetic process. Bases 1 to 1302 code for a protein of 433 amino acids. Gene Ontology annotation, cellular component: lipid droplet; mitochondrion; plasma membrane. NCBI's taxonomy places the organism in Eukaryota, Fungi, Ascomycota, Eurotiomycetes, Eurotiales, Aspergillaceae. The record is from RefSeq and is a predicted model, not a curated record.
AUGGAGUCUAAGAGGGAGUUCGACCUGAUCCUUCUGGGCCCGACUGGUUACACGGGUCGACUUUGUGCAGAGCACAUUGUUAAGAACUUUCCCACGGGCCUAAAAUGGGCUCUAGCAGGGCGUUCGCUCCAGAAGGUUGGAGAUGUUGCCAAAGAACUCAAGAAUCUGAACCCCGAUCGCGUCGAACCAGCGAACAUUGUUGACCUCCUAUUAGAGAUUCUGGCUGUGCAGCUCAAUCGGGAGGAAUUGCACUCACUGGCUCAGAAAUGCCGUGUACUUCUUAACUGCGUUGGGCCAUAUCACCUGUACUCCACUCCUGUAGUCGAAGCUUGCGCUAGCAACGGAACACAUUAUCUUGAUGUUCAGGCGCUGGACGCUAUGGCUAAUCUGUGUAGCACUGGAGAAACGCCCUGGAUCAAAAGUAUCAUUGAAAAAUACCAUGAAACUGCCAAGUCUAAUGGUGCUAUAAUAAUUCCCUCUGUUGGCGUCGAGAGUGCACCUGCAGAUAUGUUGUCUUGGGCCCUUGUUAAGCGUAUACGUGAGGAACUUUCCUGCGACACUAAGGAAGUUACGUGCGCAAUAGAUGAACUGAAGUCCUCCGGUGCAAGUGGUGGUACUCUCGCCACAAUCAUGACUAUGUUUGAUACCCUCUCAUUGUUCGAUAUACUCAAAGCAGCAGACCCGUUUGCGCUGGCCGCAUCCUCGCCACCCAAGUCUAUCCCCAGCGAACCACUCGCGGAAAAGGUGCUGGGAGUCCGCUCAGUCCGUGAUAUGGGCACUCUCACCACUGCUCCAACAGCAAUCGCCGACAUUACUAUCGUGCAUCGGAGUAGUACACUGAUGCCAGAGUUCUACGGGCGUCGGUUCCAUUUCAGACAGUUUCUUAGGGUGAGGAACGUGCUCAUUGGUGUCGCACUUCAUUUUGCCUUCGUCACCGGCUUGUUGCUUUUGCUCCUGCCCCCGGUUCGGUGGCUCUUGAAGAAAUAUAUCUAUGCGCCCGGUAGUGGACCCCGCAUGGAGGACUCAGUCAAUGACCGGCUGGUAUACCGUGCUGUGGCGACAGCUGAUCAAGACACGCCGCAUCCUAAGCGUGCACUUGGCAAGCUGAAAUACGAUGGAACGAUGUAUGUUUUCACCGGACUCUUGCUGGCAGAGGCAGCCAUGACUAUUCUGGAGAACGAAGAGAAAGUGAAGAAAGUCUCCCGUUGUGGCCUUGUAACUCCAGCUACCUUGGGCCAGGAAUUCAUUGACCGUUUGGAGAAGGUUGGAUGUCAAAUUGAGACCGAAGUGUUCAACUAUUGA